AUGGAGAAUAAAGAAAAGCUGCGGGUCAUGCCAGAAGAGGAUGAUGAAUGCCAGCCUCUGCUGGGAGGAAAUGUGCAGGAGAAAGUAGGGGAGAUGGAAUGGGAGGUUCGCCUGCCACAGGGAAAGACCUCGCCGUUCGGAGCUGUCUUCAUCAUCGUCAAUGCUGCUCUCGGCGCAGGCCUGCUGACUUUCCCUCUUGCAUUCCAUUUGGCAGGAGGGGUUUUGCCAGCUCUGUCGGUGACACUGUUCCUGUUGGUGUGGAUUGCUCUGGGACUGAUAGUUCUGGCCCAUCUAGCAGAAACUCUGCAGGCCUCCACGUAUGAGGAAGUCGUCGGUAAGGCUUGUGGAAAGGUUGCUAAAGCUAUAGUGGACACUUGCAUCAUUGUCUAUACCUUUGGUACCAGCAUUACAUUUCUGGUAGUUAUUGGCGACCAGCUGCAAGACUUGUCUGCAGCAGUGCAUGUAGAUGGGCGGCCACUAACCCAUAAGUGGUGGGUGGACCGAAGACUUCUUAUCUCUCUGGCUGCCCUACUCUUUAUCUUGCCUUGGCUAUGGAUGAAGAGGAUUGGCGUACUCAGUUACACCAGUGCUCUGGGUGUGGUGUGCUGUGUGUACAUAUCUGUUGUGGUGGCUGUGCGGUACUUUGUCUCCUACGGUGACCAGAGUCCUGCAGACAUGAUGACCUGUAGAGAUACCACUUCCCUCCAGCAUUGUCAGAGACAGUGGCCAGACUUCUUCACAGCCAUUCCUUUCAUCUGCUUUGGAUACCAGUGUCAUGUGUCAUCAGUUCCUGUGUAUGCUGGACUCAAAAGGAGGAGUGUGCGGGCCUACCUGCCGCUGGUGGCUGUGGCUCUGGCAGUGUGUUUGGUGGUCUACUGUCUCACGGGAGUCUUUGGUUUCCUCACCUACAACAGAUACACCUGCAUUGAGGCCGACAUCCUCAGGAACUACUGCCCACAAGACCCAGCCAUUGAUGUGGCUCGUGUGAUGCUCAUACUAGUCAUGAUUACCUCAUAUCCCAUUCUCGCCUUCUGUGGAAGAAGUUCUUUGGACAGCAGAGUGCAGCAGGUGCUGCAGCGACUGUCCCCAGGCCUCCCAGUGACACUGGGCAGCUACAGAUGGUGGGAGAGAGUACGACUGGGGGUCGAAGGCACAGCGUGGCUCCUUCUCUCUCUUCUGCUUGCGCUGUUUGUACCAGACAUAUCACCCAUUAUCAACCCUAUUGGUGGUCUUGCUGCAAUACUCAUGUUUGUAUUCCCAGUGCCCAGAACACACAGCCAGUCUGCCAGCAGCAGACUGCAGGAGCGACAUUCUCUUAGGUCUUCCCCAAGAACGCCUGCUGAACAGUUCUUGGAGCUCAACAUUGCUCUCAGCACACUUCAGCAGCGACUGCAGGCGAGGGCCGAGGCACGAGAGAGGUCUCAGUCUUCCCUCCAUCCGUCCUCACUCCCUGCUGGGCUCCCUCUCCUCUUCUUCAGACCUGUUCCAACUCUGCAGUGUCCUGUGUGCUCCAAAGACAUUCCAUCGUCGGAAAUGGAGGCUCACAUGUCUCAGUGCAUGAGUCGUCCUCGAGUCACUUACAAUGUUGACACUCUUGCACAGGACUCUGGAGAGUGCAGUAUCUGCCUUGAUGACAUGGUACCAGGAGAAGAGAUUGUCCGGCUUCCAUGCCUGUGUAUCUACCAUCUCAAGUGUGCCAAGAAGUGGUUCAAAGUCAGUCAGACAUGUCCUGAACACCCUGAUUUGGCCUAGUGCAUCAGUUGUGUGUUGUUUUUUAUACGCGU
Messenger RNA from Geodia barretti, 1784 nucleotides. The record is from the annotation of a GenBank genome assembly. Lineage: Eukaryota; Metazoa; Porifera; Demospongiae; Tetractinellida; Geodiidae.